This is a messenger RNA of Dendronephthya gigantea, 2436 nucleotides long. Its product is annotated as CTD small phosphatase-like protein 3. Gene Ontology annotation, molecular function: phosphoprotein phosphatase activity. Bases 391 to 1674 code for a protein of 427 amino acids. The transcript has a single exon. NCBI's taxonomy places the organism in Eukaryota, Metazoa, Cnidaria, Anthozoa, Malacalcyonacea, Nephtheidae. The record is from RefSeq and is a predicted model, not a curated record.
UUACUCGUUGUCGGUUGCAAUUGUCGAAGUAUUGGAUGGACUAUUAAUCGUGUUUGAAACUUUCAUUUCUGUAUACUGUUGUAAAGAAAAGAGAUUGAUAUCGUAAUUAAAUAUCCACGUACAAUCACAGUUAACGCGAUCAAGGCGCGAGGCGCGUGGGUGAUCGCGCGUGCAGCACGCGCAUCACAGCAAGUUGUCAUAUGUUGCAGUCGAAUGUGUAAAAAUUAAAUAUUCAAUUUCAAUGUGUGAUGGAGUGUUAAAUUUCACCGCCUACUGUCUAAGUUAUGGAUUUAUGUUGAGUUACUACGCUUCAGCAUCGCUCUGGGAAUUUUAUACAAUUCUAUACACAAUAAUAUCGUAAACAUGUUUAGGUUAAUUUAGAUACUGAAUAUGUCUGUUGUAAUAUCAUCACUGAAGCGAAAACGCGACAGUUUCGAAGCAAACGGCGAUGUUUCUAGCGGAAAAUACGAGGAAGACAACGAUGUGCAGGAGCAAACCGGGCUUCUUUCGUCUAUCAAAACUUUUUUGUGGUCGAAUACACCGUCUAAGGAAAGCAAGAGUCCUCUUCCAGCAGCAAAGAGGCGACGAAAGAGUACUGAUGUGAACAACGAUUGCAUGAUUUCUUCAUCGCCUCGUAUAAACCGACCAAGGAAAAUCAAGUGCAACACUAAUAGUGAUAAAUUUGAAAAUGACAAUGAUACUAACGUUGGCGCCUAUCCCGAAGACAGUAAAACCGCCGAAACUACAAAACCACGUACCUCCAUCCUCGGGACACUCUUCUCGCCCGUCCUGACACUAUUCGGCAAAAACGGUGAACUAAAGACCGCUACAUCUAGUAGUGGCGAACUUGUUGAAUUGCCAUCAAUAAAUGGAGGGAAAUUGAACUCAAAUUAUAACUCUGUUUGCUCAUGUGAGUCAACAAACGAUGACUGUGAAGUUAAUGGCGGGCAAGCGGGAAUGAAGGAUGAAAAUGCCAACAUCGAAGAGAUCGAUUCAAAUCACUUGGAAACCGGAGAAUGGCCUGACAAUGAUCCAUAUUACUUCUUGCGACAUUUACCACCUCUCACUGAUGCAAUUCGUUCUCAUUCAACGCCAGUGUUGCCUUUGAGAACACGUAGUACACCGGAGUACACAUUGGUCUUGGACCUUGACGAAACGUUAGUGCAUUGUAGUCUAAAUAGGCUUGAAGAUGCAGCCCUAACCUUCCCUGUACUUUAUCAAAAUAUUUCAUAUCAAGUAUUUGUACGUACGAGACCACAUCUGCAACAAUUUCUCGAGGAAGUCGCCGAAUCAUUCGAAGUCAUUCUUUUCACCGCAUCGAAACGGGUUUACGCUGAUAAAUUGAUUAACAUUUUGGACCCGAAGAAAAAGAUUUUUCGGCAUCGAUUAUUUCGUGAGCACUGCUUGUGUGUACACGGCAAUUACAUUAAGGAUUUGACUAUUUUGGGCAGAGAUUUGACGAAGACAAUGAUUGUGGACAAUUCACCGCAAGCUUUCGCUUAUCAGUUGUUCAACGGCAUUCCGAUUGAAAGUUGGUUUGCCGAUCAUUCAGACAGGGAAUUACUAGAUUUGUUGCCGUUUUUGAAUCAUUUAGUGGAACAAGGAAGCGACGUACGGCCUGCUAUUCGUGAUCGUUUUAGGAUGCAUGAGUUACUUCCCGUGGGCAUAGCAUGAGGUGAGAAAAAGACAAUGUUUAUGUAGCUAAAACUGGCGCCAAAAUUUACAAACAGUUCACGGAAGCAAUGAAUAUGAAAGUGCUUUGCACUGAUGCAAGCACUUGUUUUUAUUAUAUUGAUACAGAUCUUGACAUUAGUUCAGGGAAACCGCCGUUCUUAACAAAAUAUAUGUUCGUAUGUUAGUCAAGUUUGGUGGCUCUAUGUAAAAUAGAAAAGUUGUCCACCUGUUAAAAACAGCAUGUUAUUCCCGCCAUAUUAUAUUUCCAUAAAAAGUUGAUAAUCGCCAUGUCACAUAUUAACAAACGUACUAGAUAUAAUUUAAAAGUAAUAACGAUAUUUUAAUGGAGUUUUUAAAGUCACUAACAAUGUUAGUUUAUAUAAUCCUUAAAUGCAUUUAAAGGAAUAAAUAACCGAAAUUAUCAACAGAAGUGUCACUCAUUUUUAGGAAUGGAAUAUACAUAGUUCUGUUUGUCCUGUAUCCAACAAGUUUUGAAAUUUAGAACCACAAAGAUUGCUGUAUCAUUUCUGGUUUUCUAAACCACUUCUUCCUUGCCCUAUUCAUCCAUGCACAGACCAAUCACUUAAAUAUGAUUUUAUAAAUAACAGGAAAACGGCCAUUCUUCAUGUCAAAUGUGUUUAUGGCACAUGAAGACAAAAAAAAUCCUAAUGGUUACAGCAUGAUAUUUGCCCUAUUUGACAAAUAGCAUUGAACAAUCUGCCUGAUCUUAUCACAUAUUCGAUUUCUAUGAAUGCUGACUGC